This is a messenger RNA of Ipomoea triloba (trilobed morning glory), 2281 nucleotides long. Its product is annotated as protein WVD2-like 5. Lineage: Eukaryota; Viridiplantae; Streptophyta; Magnoliopsida; Solanales; Convolvulaceae. The transcript is spliced from 9 exons. The record is from RefSeq and is a predicted model, not a curated record. The coding region runs from base 433 to 1743 and encodes 436 amino acids. Gene Ontology annotation, molecular function: microtubule binding.
UUUGAACAGCGCUGGCAAAUGAACAAAAAGAGCCAAAAAAACCAACAAGAAAAUUGAAAAAAAGAAAAAUUAUUCAUAAAAUACUAAACAGCCAAAACCCUGUUUUGGUGUCUAGGUUGAAUCUAGUGAAAGAAAGAGUGAGAGUUCUUACACAGAGAGAGAGAGAGAGAAAUAGGCAGUGAGCUCCUCUUCCAUUUCAACUGUAGGUCCACAAAUCUCAAGGAAAAAGAGAAGAAAUUCAAAGAACCCAUUUCUAAUUCUCUUCUGGGCUUUCAAAUUUCCAGUUUCUCGGCAACAAAUUCAGCCUUCCCUCCACUGCAAUACUUUCUCUAUCUAGCACCUAUCAGAUCCAUGGUUGAUUCAUUGGCUUUCUGAUUGUUUUAUGGUUCUAGGGUUGUAGUUUAGUGGUUGCAACUUUGCAACUUGCAAAGCAUGACGGAUACAGACACUAACAUACCUCUAUUUGAGAAUGUGGUGGGCUGUGAAAAUGGAGUUCAGCAAGAACUUCCAACCGCUGGGGAAGAAGUUAUUGUUGACAAGUCUGAUUGGAUACCCAAUGGCAGUACCGCUAUUGAAGAAGUGCAAGGGAACUUUGAGAGUGCUUUGAUUUUGAAGGACGAUGAAGCUGCUGUUUAUAGCAAUGGCAGUGCUGGUUCUAAGGAAUCCAAAGUUAAAAAUUCUGCAGAGCACAAGAGUGAAAAACCGCAGAAAGCCCCUGGAAAGCUCAAAAAUGGGAAGCCUUCAAGCACUGGACAUACUGUGGUUUCUGGACUAAAGAAAGGCAACAAUGGAAAACAUGGGUUAUCUAGCUCUGUUAUUUCAAAUGGGACCAUCACCUCAGAAUCGCUGUCUAAACAACCUACUGCUCUCAGUGCAAAGAGCAAAUCAUUUAAUGAGAGGAAAGCUACUGAGAGAAAUCCUAAGCAAGAGUCUUCUAUUGUGAAGGCUAAUCAUUCUAAGCAGACUGAUAAAACAUCUUCCCCAAGUGAUGCACAACCCGAAGGCCUUGAGGAAAAACCUAAAGUUAAGCCACUGAAGAAAGACCCUCCAAAUAAAGCUGAAGUUCCAGAUGAAUCUUCUGUAAGUCCUACUGCUGCAGAUGCCAAGUCGCAUAGAGUGGGUGCUCUUCCAAGAUAUAGUUUCAGUUUCAAGUGUGACGAAAGGGCUGAGAAAAGGAAAGAGUUCUACUCUAAACUCGAGGAAAAGAUCCAUGCAAAGGAAAUGGAGCAGAAUAAUUUGCAAGCAAAGACUAAGGAAACACAAGAAGCUGAGAUCAAAAUGUUUAGAAAGACCUUAGCCUUCAAAGCAACUCCAAUGCCAAGCUUCUAUCAGGAACCUCCACCUCCGAAGGUGGAGCUGAAAAAGAUUCCUCCUACAAGAGCCAAAUCUCCCAAGCUUGGUCGGAAAAAAGGGUCUCCUAGUAGGGAAGAGAACAAUGACAACAACGUGCGACCUAGUAGGUUGAGCUUAGAUGAAAAAGGGCCCCGGGAUAGCCCUGCCAAGGGACUUUCUCUUGUUAACGCUAAAAGGACUCAACGGAAGUCCCUUCCUAAGUUGCCAUCUCAGAAUACCAACUUAACCGGUGAAACAAAGAAAUCUUCCAAUAGCAAGACGAGCUUAUCCAAGGAGGCCAUUGAUCAAAAUAGCACAUUUAAGGAGAUCAAUGAAACCGGAACUGAUGUUCAGAAACAGGAGGCAACCAUUGUCGAGCCAAGUGAAACCGAGCCAAAGGCAAAACGAUGAAUCUUGUUUUGAUGGUCAAGGACAGAUGACUAUGGUGAUGGAAUCUAUUGUUGUGGACCACUAAUAGCAAGAACCGGAGCCCCAGUUACAUUUAUUAAGCAGCUGAAAAUCACGCUUUGCCUAAAAUAUUGGAAAAUACGAAUAAGGCUCGAUUCAUUUUAAAAAAUGAAGGUUUAAAAACUGUCUAGUUGGGCAUGAUGUGUUGUUUUAUCCAUAGUUGGAGAUGAGGCUUGGUUUCUGAUGUGUAUUUUCUUAUGAGAUUCAUGAGUGUGGCGCUUGGAACUGCAAGCAAUUGCAAGGUAACCAAAUUUGCAAUUUGUUGGUCUUAGUCUUAUGGUUUAGAACUUUAGAUGUAUUCUAGUUUAUAUUUACUCUUGUGAAAAUAUUUUUGAAAUUUUGCCUCGAAACAUUGUAAGAUCCAAGUCUUCAUCAGUUUCAGAAGUUUGGCAAGCAUGUUCAGUCUGUACUGGCCUGUUGGAACUGUGAUUAACAGAGAACUACUGUUUGUUAAUUGUAGUGUAUCUAUAUUUGCUUAAUA